This is a messenger RNA of Linepithema humile (Argentine ant), 4197 nucleotides long. It is a transcript of the gene slmb, whose product is annotated as beta-transducin repeat containing E3 ubiquitin protein ligase slmb. Gene Ontology annotation, molecular function: protein dimerization activity. Lineage: Eukaryota; Metazoa; Arthropoda; Insecta; Hymenoptera; Formicidae. The record is from RefSeq and is a predicted model, not a curated record.
UUCGUGGCCGCCGUUCGCUUCGAGUCGCUUGCAUCGCUUGUCCAUUCGUACGCUCGCUCGUCCCAGUUCGGCACAGUCUGCGCUACGAGUGAGUUCGGGAGGUUGCGGAUAUCGAAAGGAAACUACGUGCUGUCGCGGCGAUAUCGAUAUCAAUAUCCGUCGCGCCGUGAGAAAGAGAAUCGAAGCACCUGACGCAUCCAGCUCCAUUCGUCGCUGAGUGACAUAGUUAUUUGCGAGCUGUUGUGUUGGUGAAAUGUUGUCGCGCCGACUUCCUGUGGUGCAUGGCGAGGGCUCGUAGCGAGCGUCGUCGUCGCCGUCGUUUCUGCUGAACGAUCCCGAAACGCGGAGCCGCGUUUUCACGCCGAGAGCGGUUACUUCGACGCGGAAACUUAUCAGCCAUUUUCCAAGAACUUCUGUGCGACCUCGUCGCUCUUAUACACUCACCAGUCGCGCGAGAAGCGUGAUCGGAGAGCAACGCAAGCUCGAAGUCGCGUGUUAGCGCGGACGUUGCACGCAUUCACGAUACGAGCGGAUAAAAGGAUGAUCAACAUGGAAACGGACAAGAUUAUCGACGAUACGAACGCCAGUCUGCAGUAUCCGAUGACAAUACUGUACGAUCCUAGUUGCAAGAAAGAACCGUCUACGGGGGUGUCCACGCAGUAUGGACAGGAAAGAGAAAUCUGUAUGAAGUUCUUCGAAAGAUGGACCGAGCCGGAGCAAGUGCACUUUGUCGAACAGCUGUUAGCGCGAAUGUGUCAUUAUCAGCAUGGGCAUAUCAAUGCGUAUCUCAAGCCGAUGUUGCAGAGAGACUUUAUCUCACUUUUGCCAAAAAAAGGACUGGAUCACGUGGCAGAAAGUAUUCUCUCGUACUUGGACGCCAAGUCGCUAGUUUCCGCCGAGUUAGUAUGCAAGGAAUGGCACAGAGUGAUCAGCGAAGGGAUGCUCUGGAAGAAGUUGAUCGAGCGCAAGGUUCGGACGGAUUCGGUUUGGAGAGGGUUGGCUGAAAGAAGAGGAUGGAUACAAUACCUCUUCAAACCGAGACCGGGCGAGAGUCAUCCCAAUCACAAUUUCUACAGGUCUCUCUAUCCGAAAAUCGUCAAAGACAUCGAAAGUAUAGAGAACAACUGGAGAAUGGGCCGGUUCAAUCUCCAGCGAAUCAAUUGCCGUAGCGAGAACUCGAAGGGCGUCUACUGCCUGCAAUACGACGAUCAAAAGAUUGUUUCCGGGUUGAGAGACAACACGAUUAAGAUCUGGGAUAGAAAUACUUUGCAGUGCAUCAAGGUGUUAACGGGACACACGGGUUCCGUACUGUGUUUGCAAUAUGACGACAAAGCUAUAAUAUCUGGUUCAUCGGACAGCACCGUAAGAGUUUGGGAUGCUAACACGGGCGAGAUGGUCAACACGCUCAUUCACCAUUGCGAGGCGGUGCUGCAUCUUAGAUUCAACAACGGCAUGAUGGUUACUUGUUCAAAGGAUCGUUCAAUAGCAGUUUGGGAUAUGACGUCGCAGACGGAGAUUGCGUUGAGAAGAGUGUUAGUGGGACACAGAGCAGCAGUAAACGUGGUCGAUUUCGACGAGAAAUAUAUAGUUUCUGCCAGUGGUGAUAGGACUAUCAAAGUAUGGAACACGUCUAACUGCGAGUUCGUGCGAACGUUGAAUGGACAUAAACGCGGUAUAGCGUGUUUGCAAUAUAGGGAUCGCUUAGUAGUUAGUGGUAGUAGUGACAAUACCAUACGACUGUGGGACAUCGAGUGCGGCGCAUGCCUACGUGUUCUAGAAGGCCACGAAGAACUAGUGAGAUGUAUUCGAUUUGAUAGCAAGCACAUCGUCAGCGGCGCUUACGAUGGCAAAAUUAAAGUUUGGGAUUUGGUAGCAGCUCUAGAUCCUCGUGCCGUUGCCAGUACACUUUGCUUGCGCACCUUAGUGGAACACACAGGACGUGUAUUUCGUCUUCAAUUUGACGAGUUCCAGAUUGUCUCAUCCUCCCACGAUGAUACGAUACUCAUUUGGGAUUUCCUUAAUUACAAUCCCUCAAGUGGCAGUGUAUGCAGUGGACGUUUACCAAUGGAUGGAGCGCCAAUUCAAUCUGACACUAGAUCUCCCUCCCCAUUUGAGUGACGCAUCAAUACGGAGAUUCCUUUAUUGUGAUAUAAUUACAAGUGGUUAGUGAGUGAAUCCAAUGUGUUCACGACUAUGUGCGCAAAGAAUGAAAUGCCGGAAUGAUGAGGAGUAUUCAGUGAGAACGGUAGUUGAAUCAGCAGAACAAUUAAACGACUACAGAACCGUUUGACGAGAGAGCUUGGUUGGUCAAUGACUUUGGUUUAUUGUUUGCUGGCAGAAAAAAAAACAGCAAGAAAAUUCUCCAAGAAAUAGGAAAGUAAAACGAACACUGACCUGCGUGUAACUAUAAAUUAUAAUUUAUAUAUGCGCUUGACGCACCCGCGUUUAGGAACGAACAGUAUGUUUAAAGCCGCAUAAAUACAUCCUAUGGAUGUAAACGAUUGUCGUCGUUUGCUUUGGCCAUAUCUGAAAUUCUUCUACGCUCUACAACAUGAUAGAAAUCAAGACCAUUUUCCUAUGAUAACAAAAAUGAGAGAAAAAAAAGAAAGAAAGACUUACAAAUACGUAAUGAAACGAAAUGUUUUAGGGAGGCUGGAUACCAUACUUAAUAAGAUGUUAGAUGUAUUAUAGUAAAUUAAUAAUUUUUUUUAUAUAAUUAAUUUAUGAGAGAUAAGAAAAUUGUAAAAUGUUUGAUUGGAGUACUUAUUCUGUGUGAAUGUGCAAAAGGAAAUUGUUACAUGAAAGGAUCAUCGUGUUGCACCGUCUUUCGAAAAUAGCCGAUACGACGUGUUAUGUAUAUCCCGUUUAGAUUCAUAAAAAAAGAUCAUUAAUUGAACGUAUAACAAUUUUUGUAGACAUAUUUGAACUUUGUCAGACUUAUGUUGUUUAAAAAAGCAAUUGAGGAGUCGGCAACCCUCUGCACAGCCGUUUGGCACAAUGCCAUUUGCAUUUAAAAUAUAAAAAUUAUUACAUCAGGAUGUAAAUAUUAUUAUUAUUAUUAAUUAUUAAUUAUUAUUAUUAUUAUUCAUAUGGAGAAAGUGUAGUGUGUCAUCGUAAAAAUGAUCUUAGCUAUUGUAAAAAAAAGGCAGAAGAAAAGCUACUAUUAUCAUAUCUUGACUAUUGAUCUCGUUUAGAUCAUUUUAUUCGCGUUUUUAUACGAGAUAUAGGUUUCCCAUUUUUAUAUUAGUCUAAAUUAUCAAUUUGUUUGUAAUAUAUAUUGAUAAAUGCUACUUUUUCCUUUAGAUUGUUAAAUUUUUCAGCGAUUUGGUAUUUCACUGGAAUUUCAAGGAACACUUCAAAUUCAACUAUUAUAAACGCAAAUAAACGAAAUAUAUUCCUAUUUAGAUUUAUAUUUAUGUACAUAACUGAGUAUAUAUAAAGACCAUACGUAGUCAAGUGUGGCAUCACUCUAAAACGCCCGAAUGGUUGUGACGUUAUGAAAUUUCUGCUUCCGCUGUGAGCGCGCCGCUAGUAAUAAUAUAUAUACAUACGACAAUCCAUAUAUACAAUAUUACAUUAAAAUAAUAUAUGCAUUAUUAAUGUAAUAUUCUAUCAUUACUAGCGCGAAGCGUUCGCGAAAUAACGGAGCUAAAAUUUCGGCGAUAUCGCACGAUAUUUUGAGCGUUAUCACAGAUAUCCUCAAAUGUUUGAUAGUAAACAGUUCUACAGUGUAACUACUGAAAGUGUGAUACCGAAAAGCAAAGUGAAAUACCGAAUUACGUUCUCCAAAUAUGUAGCGUUUCGUUAAUAAUGGUCAGUAAAAAAACAGAGCAAUCUAAUAUAACGCUUAUAAACAUCUAUUAAUAAAUGUAAUGGAACACAGAACGAUUUUUGUCACGGAAAAUAAUAAUACAUAUUUCAAGAUGUAACAUCAUAAUGAUUCGAAUGUUUCAGCCCUGCAAUAAGACGUUCAAUAUAAGAAAGAGAUUUACAUUUUCAUUUCAAUGUAUGUGACAUUAAUUUCCGAGUUUUAUACGAGCUGUGUACACAGAACGCAAUUUACAUGUUUAAUACACGUGGACAUAAUAAGGCAAUAUAUUGCAGUUCUACAUCCAACAUUUAGACUAUGUGAAAUUUGUUUACUCUUAUAAUAUGCAAUUUGAAAAAAGAGAAAUAUAGGUGGAUAUUUGUAUAUAA